Cuscuta europaea is the source of this 2792-nucleotide messenger RNA. The record is from the annotation of a GenBank genome assembly. Lineage: Eukaryota; Viridiplantae; Streptophyta; Magnoliopsida; Solanales; Convolvulaceae.
AAUGUCUAAUCACUCCACUAUUUAUUAUGUGGACUAAAAACCUUUUUAAUACAUAUUUAUUAUGUGGACUAAAAACCCUUUUAAUACAUAUGCCCCUUAUCACCGACGAAACCAAAUGUCCGUUCAACCACCACAUUCCUUCAACUACGCCCCCCAAGGUAUAAUCUUCUUUUUCUCUCAAGUGACUUUUGUCUUUUAGUUUGUAUGUGAAGUGGAUGAAACCCACUUAAUUAGAAUGGAAACUGGAAACGAAAAAAUGGGGGAAGUUUACAGAAACAUAGCCAAAUUUUACAUUUGGGAUUACAUUUGUUUUUCGAUUUUUUGUAUAUGUGAUACGGAGUACAUGUUAAUUUUAAGUUCAUGAUUAGAUUGGUAUGUUGUUAUAGAUUUGUAAUAUCUAUUAUUAAAAUUGUAAUUCAAUUAUUGUAUUUCACUUUUAUGCCCAUAAGAUGUUUGAUGAAACGAUUCAAUGAAUUUGUUAUUAAUUAUCACGUUUCUUUGUUCUUUUCCUUUUUGGUUAAUGGUCAGACUAUUUUAGCUAUUAGUAUGAGUUUUCUAUUGAUUUUUGAGGUAUUUAUCUAAUAAAGUAUCGUUUCUUGUACAUGCAUAUAGCUCCACACUCUGCGUCACUUUCUCUCGCACAAAAAACGUGUAGAAUAAAGUAGAAAUUAAGUCAUAAAAAAGUCUCUUGAACUACUAAGAGUAUAGAAUCAUAUGUAGUAUUAUAUAUGAUAAUGAUAUAACAAUAAUAAUUAAUAAUAAUAAUAAAUAGCGUGUUUAUCGUACUGAUCCCAAUACACAUUUUAUCAGUAUGUAUUUUCAGCCAAAAUGGACAUUAGUUUAGGGUAACUUACUGUCUCGAUCAGUAUUACUUAUAUAGUAGUUAUGUAUUAAUUUGUAUAUUGUUAUUGAAGAAUCAUAACUAAUAACUUUAUGUAUUACUAUGUACGUAGUAUAUAUGUAUAUUAGUUUCUAUUUUAUUUAAAGUGUUAUAACUAAUCACUUUAUGUAUUAGUAUGUGUAUAAAAAUAAGAAAUUUUAAACGGGUCCGGGUCCUUAACGGGUCGGAAUCCUAUGUACCAUACCCGAACCGUUCAUUUAAAAUACUAACGGGUCCGGAUCUGGGUCCAGGUAAACGGAAUAAAAUAUAGACCCAUACCCAGUAAAAACAACCGGGUCCGGGUCGGGUAUGGGUCUAGACCCGACCCAUUGAUAGGCCUAGAGCUAUUACACGGGUGGGUUCUACCAUUUGGAAGCUCUCAUCUUUGGGUAUUUUCAAGCUUAAUACGAAUGUGUCUACUGGAGGGGUGAGGCGGGAUUUUGGCUAGGUGUUUCCGGACUCUGUGGGUGCAUUUGUGGCUGGGGUAGUGAAACCGUGGGAAGGGUUUUGUUCAACACAGGAAGGUGAGUUAUUAUGCAUUCGAGAGGCUCUGUAUUGGGUUUUUAUGCAUGGGUGUACUACAAUAUAAGUGGAAUCUGACGCACUUCAAGCUAUCUAUGAGAUUCGGAAGGGAAAAAGCCAAACGGCUUUUGUUCUUCUAGCAGGUGAUAUUAGACGAUCUACGAAUCGUAUUGCUCCAUGAGUUAGCUUUUCUCAUAUAAACAGGUUCUUUGUCUAAUUGUCGGGCGUGGUUUCAUUCUCCUCAUGUAUCUCUCAUUUAUUGGACUUUGAUCUCAUUAAUACAUAUUUUAAUGAUCUCAUUAAUACAUAUUUUACGAGUUCCUUGUGAUUUCAUUUGGUUUAACCAACGCACCGGCGGCAUUCAUGGACUUGAUGAACCGUGUGUUUAGUGAAUACUUAGAUCAAUUUGUGAUAGUAUUCAUUGAUGAUAUCUUGAUAUACUCCAAGAGCGAAGAGGAGCACGAGCAUCAUUUGGGGCUUGUACUGAAUCGGUUAAGAGAAAAGCAACUCUUUGCCAAGUUCUCUAAAUGUGAGUUUUGGCUCAAAAAGAUUGGUUUUCUCGGGCACGUCAUAUCCGGUUCGGGCGUUGCUGUGGACAACGCCAAAAUAGAAGCCAUCAUCGAUUGGGAACGACCUAAGAGUGUGAAAGAGAUACGUAGUUUCCUUGGCUUAGCGGGGUACUAUCGUAAAUUUGAGGAGAAAUUCUCUGUAUUGGCGUCUCCAUUAACAAAGCUCACAAAGAAGGGAGCCAAGUUCAUAUGGGACGACAAAUGUGAGAAAGGAUUUCUUGAACUAAAUAAAAGACUCACCGAAGCACCAGUCCUCGCCUUACCCAUACAGGGGAUAGGGUAUGAUAUCUACAACGAUGCUAGCAUCCAAGGGCUUGGAUGUGUACUGAUGCAAAAAGGAAAGGUGUUUGCCUAUGCUUUUAGGCAAUUGAGGAAAUACGAGGUGAACUACCCUACCCAUGACCUAGAGUUGGGGGCGGUAGUGUUUGCAUUAAAGAUUUGGAGACAUUAUCUCUACAGGGAGACAUUUUACAUCUACACCGAUCAUAAGAGCUUGAAGUACGUAUUCACUCAGAAAGAAUUGAAUAUGAGGCAGAGGAGGUGGAUGGAGUUGAUCAAGGACUAUGACUUGAUCAUCGACUAGCAGGGCAUUACAGGCACGCGUGGAAGUGACCACAAGCGGGGCCCUUGACAUUCAUGUAAUUUCCAUGUUUAUUUUUGUAUUUUUAAUUAGUUUUGAUUGACUUUUACUUUGGAAAUUACACACUUUUGGUGUAAUAGUUUAGUUUGUAAAAUAAUUGUAAUUUGUUUAGAUUAGGGACUUUCUGAGCUUAAACUAGGUAAAGAUCGUCAAAAGGAUCCUGGAAAGUUCAAGAAAAUUG